Molecule: messenger RNA, 1635 nt
Organism: Moesziomyces aphidis
Lineage: Eukaryota; Fungi; Basidiomycota; Ustilaginomycetes; Ustilaginales; Ustilaginaceae
Source: the annotation of a GenBank genome assembly
AUGAGCGCCGCUCUUUCCCAGGCUGGUCUUCCGAUGGAACAUUCGGGAAGGCGCGAGGACAUCGAUGAUGAUGACUACCCAUCGUCGGAGAGCGAUGCCGAGAUCGACGUUCACGCGCCGCCCGCCGAGUCGCAGCGGCUUCUGGCGGCAGACGAGGAUGCGAAUGCAACGCAAGACCGAGCCGGCCCAUCGAUACCAGCUCAAGUAGCUCGAGCACACGGCCGCAAGCGACAGACACCGCUCAAGUGGACCGAGAUCAUCUGGGUCUCUUGCACGCUCUCGCUCAUUGCGAUUCUGGGCUACUCGUCGCAGCUGUGCAUCAUGCUGCCGUACUACAACAAGACGCCGUCGUUCUCGGCGCAAGCACUCGCGGCGGUGCUGGUGCCGUUCAACCUGGGUCUGCUGGGCAUCUUCUACAACUACUACCUGUGCGUCACCACUGAUCCGGGCAGCGUGCCGCACGGGUAUCAGCCCGAAUGGUCGGCGCUCGAGCCCGUCUCCUCCCCGCAUCACCAUCCCGGCCCACACGCCGGCGCUGGCGAGAUGGAGCCGUCACUCGAGCUGAAGCAGGCGAUCUAUCGGCCGCGGUACUGCAAGACAUGCUCCGCCUACAAGCCUCCGCGUUCGCACCACUGCAAGACGUGCGAGCGCUGCGUGCUGCGUAUGGACCACCACUGUCCCUGGCUUGCCAAUUGUGUGGGCCACCACAAUUACGCGCACUUCCUCCGGUUCCUCUUCUGCGUGGAUGUGACGUGUGCGUAUCAUCUGUGCAUGGUGUCGGCGCGCGUGCUGGAUCGCUUCAACGCCUACACGUACUGGCGCGAGCCGAGCACGCGCGAACUCAUCUGGCUCGUGGUCAACUAUGCGCUGUGUCUGCCCGUGCUGUUGCUCGUGGGCGUCUUUAGCGCGUACCACUUCUACUGCACCGCCAUCAACCAGACCACCAUCGAGAGCUGGGAAAAGGACCGCACAGCCACCAUGAUUCGGCGCGGAAGGAUUCGCAGGAUCAAGUAUCCGUAUCAUCUCGGCGUGGCGCGCAAUGUGCGCUGCGUGUUGGGCGAUAACGUGCUCACCUGGUGUCUACCCGGUCAGGCUGCGGGUGGGGAUGGACUGAAGUUCCCCGUGGCUCCGGGGCUAGGACGAGGUGCACUUGUCGCCCCGGCCGCACAAGCAGUCUCCCUGAUCCGUGUACUUUCCCCCCGCGCCCUCUCUUCAAUCGAACCGUGCAUCCUUGCUUCGCAGUCCGAGCUUGUGCUAACAUCGUCUUUCUUGCGUCCUUUAGAUGAGGCGAGUCAGUACCGAUGGCCACCCAAGGAUCCUGCCAAGACUAUCCACCACACCGCUCCGCCGGCUGUGUACGAGCAAUCCUCGGGUUGGUACGGCGAACCUGCGGCGCCGCAUUUGUUCCCACCCGGUGCCAGCUCCAAUUCCCCCUUCACCUACGGCGAUGGCUUCAAUCCCGCCCUUCGACCUUCGAAUCAGACCUACACCCAGAGUGAGGUCGAGUCCGAUGUCGAGUCCGAUGUCGAGUCGGACGUCGAUGACGACCAUGCAGACCAACUGCGCCGCAGAGUAGCCGUUCGUCGCGGUUCAGAAGGUUACGAAGUACGCCCCGUCGCUCAGUGGUCCAUCUGA